This is a messenger RNA of Astyanax mexicanus (Mexican tetra), 843 nucleotides long. RefSeq names its product mediator complex subunit 29 (gene med29). The transcript has 4 exons. The coding region runs from base 158 to 703 and encodes 181 amino acids. Gene Ontology annotation, cellular component: mediator complex. NCBI's taxonomy places the organism in Eukaryota, Metazoa, Chordata, Actinopteri, Characiformes, Acestrorhamphidae. Gene Ontology annotation, biological process: regulation of transcription by RNA polymerase II. Gene Ontology annotation, molecular function: transcription coregulator activity; transcription factor binding. The record is from RefSeq and is a predicted model, not a curated record.
CCUGAGGCUGCUCUGCUCUUUCCCAUAACUCCGAAACUAGAGGAGGAAGAGGAAGAAUAGGAGGAGAACAACAACAGAGCGAAAGAGAGGGGUGCUUAAACAGUGGUUAAACCCCCCCUUCUUCCCCGGUUCUCCUACUCCUCGGUUCUCCUCCGGUAUGUCUCAGCAGCAGCAGGUGGCAGCGGCGGGUGCGGUGGUGGGGGUCGGGGUCUCCGCGGCGGCGGCGGCGGUUUUACAGCCCCAGCAGCAGCAGCAGCUCAGCCAGCAGCAGGACUUCGACCCGGUCCACCGCUUCAAACUGCUCAUCCCCCAGCUCAAAGAGAGCCUGCAGAAUGUUAUGAGCAUCGCUUCACAGAAUUUUGCAUACAAUACAUCAAUAGAUAACGGAGUGAAGAGUAACGACGCUACAGUUCAGCGCUUUGAUAAGAGUUUGGAGGAGUUCUACGCUCUCUGUGAUCAGCUUGAGCUCUGCUUGCGACUCGCCCACGAGUGUCUCUCCCAGAGUAUCGACAGCGCCAAACACUCGCCCAACCUGGUUCCCACAGCGACCAAACCAGACACGGUCCAAACCGAGUCCCUGUCCUACUCUCAGUACCUCAGCAUGAUCAAGUCUCAGAUCUCCUGCGCUAAGGACAUUCACAACGCCCUGCUGGAGUGUUCCAAGAAGAUCGCCGGGAAGGGCCAGCAGCAGGGCAUCCUUUAACCAACAACCCAGCAUCCAGGAACAGAGGGGUUUACACAACACCAAUAAAGACGCUCGGAAUAUUAUACUAUGUUACAUUUUGGUAGAUUUGUAGGGGAAAUAAAUGCACAAUUUUUUUGAUAAACAUUUUUCAAAUGAAA